Molecule: messenger RNA, 1345 nt
Organism: Paramormyrops kingsleyae
Lineage: Eukaryota; Metazoa; Chordata; Actinopteri; Osteoglossiformes; Mormyridae
Source: RefSeq, a predicted model, not a curated record
AUCUGCAGGUUUCGUGGCUCAUUUGGAAAACGUGAGUUUGUCAAACAAAUAGGCGUAUAUAUCGUACAAAACUGCAGACUAGUAAACUCUAACUCGUUAAUUUUGCCCGCCUAUGAAAAGUUUUUUUUUUCCUUUAUUUUAAUUACCAUUGUACUUUUACUUUCACUCUCUGUAAAAACUGCAGCGGUUGAAGGUCGUUUGGAAAAGGUCUGGAAGUUGGUGUUGGAAAAUGUUUGGACGUUCGUUGAGGAAAAAGCUAUUUGGAGAAAGUACCCCAAAGACAGUGGAGGAAAAACCAGAGCUCCUUGAUAAACCAUGGAGGAAUAUUAUAUGGGACACUGGAAAUCUCAAGCAAUCUGUGCAAAAUUACGCACCCAAUAUCAAAUCAGUGCCUCAGGCUCGGAUUCUUCUAGUUGGUGCGAUUGGUGCUGGAAAAUCGAGCUUCUUCAACUCCAUCAACUCUGUCUUCCGUGGCAAUAUAACAGGCCAAGCCAGAGCAGGAAUCAGUGAAGUCAGCCAGACAACAAAGUAUCGUGCUUACCAGGUGAAAGCGGGUCGAGACGGACCACCUCUCGCAUUCCUGCUGUGUGACACCAUGGGAGUGGAACAUAUUGAAUAUGGAGGGGUGAACAUUGAAGAUAUUGACAGCGUCCUGAAGGGCCACAUACAAGACAAGUACACUGUAAGAACUGUGUAUCUAACCAGUGUAUCUAAUCCUCAAAACACCUGCAGUAUAACCUGUGAGACUUUUCUGUUGAUGUUUUUAGAUGUCCCCCUACUGGCGCUACUGACCCAAGUUGACAAAGCGUGCCCACAUGUGGAAAAGGACUUGAAGAACGUGUACCGCAGCUGCUUCAUAAAGGAGCAGAUCUACAAAGUGAGUGACUGUCUGGGCAUUCCAGUGUCGCAGGUGCUUCCAGUGAAGAAUUACUCCCAUGAGAUUGAGCUGGAUGACACCUGUGACAUCCUGCUUCUCAUCGCAAUGCAGCAGAUGCUAAACUUUGCUGACAAUUACUUUGACAAUUUUAGUAAUGCCACAGAGUAAAGAUGUUGUGAUCAGUGCCAUCAUAUUUCUCUGAUGGUGUUGAGAGCCACUGUCCAAGCUGUUUUGCCCAAUACAAUGUUAGAUUCCUACUCGCUAUACUUACUGUAUGCAGAAAUGUAUUUCUUUACCUUAAUUACACACAAGCUUUUUUUGUAAGUUAGAUUUAAAAUUGUCUUUUUACUUGGUGAUGAAUGAUGUGUGCAUAAAACCAAAGAUAUAAUCAAGUGCACAGUGUAACCCUACACUGGCUUACAUGCUAAGCUAAUAAAAAUGACCUGGUGAUUCUCAACUGAACUGAAG